This is a messenger RNA of Eucalyptus grandis, 871 nucleotides long. RefSeq names its product peroxidase 52-like. Gene Ontology annotation, molecular function: peroxidase activity; heme binding. The record is from RefSeq and is a predicted model, not a curated record. Gene Ontology annotation, biological process: hydrogen peroxide catabolic process; response to oxidative stress. NCBI's taxonomy places the organism in Eukaryota, Viridiplantae, Streptophyta, Magnoliopsida, Myrtales, Myrtaceae. Bases 16 to 813 code for a protein of 265 amino acids. The transcript is spliced from 4 exons.
GCGAGGGAGGCUCGGAUGGGCGCCUCACUGCUUCGCCUGUUCUUCCAUGAUUGCUUCGUCAAUGGCUGCGACGGAUCACUUCUUCUGGAUGAUACACCUACCUUCACUGGAGAGAAAAACGCCGCUCCAAAUGUCAAUUCAGCGCGAGGGUUCGAAGUGGUCGACCAAGUUAAGUCCGCCGUGGAGGGGGUGUGUCCAGGCAUCGUCUCGUGUGCCGAUCUGUUGGCGAUUAUUGCACGAGACUCCGUCGUGAUCCUUGGAGGGCCAUGGUGGCCAGUGAAGCUGGGAAGAAGAGAUGCUAGAAGCGCAAGCCAAGCAGCUGCUAAUGAGAGCAUCCCCCGGCCGACGUCCGACCUCAACGAAUUAAUCUCCUCGUUCCGAAAUGUCGGUCUCAACAUCAGGGACCUCGUGGCUUUAGCAGGAGGCCACACGAUCGGACUAUCAAGAUGCACGAACUUCAGGGACCGGGUCUACAACGAGACCAACAUCGACGUGCUGUUGGCCCAAACGAGGAAGUUCGGCUGCCCUGGCAUCGACGGCGUGGACGACGACAAUCUGGCCCCGCUCGACUUCCAGACCCCGAUAACGUUCGACCACAGCUACUACUCCAACCUCGUCCAGAGGCGCGGCCUUCUCCACUCGGACCAGCAGCUCUUCAACGGCGGGCCCACCGACUCGUUCGUGAGGCUCUAUAGCAGAAGCCCGCUCGCCUUCCAGGGGGACUUCGUGGCCUCCAUCACGAGGAUGGGCGACAUCAAGCCCCUCACCGGAUCCAACGGUGAGAUUCGGAGGAACUGCAGGAGGGUUAAUUGAGGCCCUUUGAUCUGGAGAGGCCCAAUGUCUCGCCUGAUGAAGGCUCUUUCUCUUCUUG